AAAGUCUCCCUCCCUCCAGUGGGCUGUUUCAUUCGCCUUUUGCGCUCCCCACCACAGCUCCAGAGGCCCCGACUCCCCUCUCCACGCCCGUCCGGGCAAGGGCCGCUCCAUGCCCAGCACGGGGCCGCGAGGCCGCCGGCCGCCCGCUCUCUCGAGCGCUUCGGUCCAGCCCCCAAGCUCAGGACGCUCUCCGGCGCCCGCGUCCCCGCGCCGCUCCGCCGACCCCGGCACACCCCGCGCUCCCAGACGCCUCGAGUCCUCGUUCUCCGUCGAGGCUAUCCUAGCCAGGCCCGCCCGCCGCGCGCCCACCGCCUCCCCGGGGCCCGUCUCCGUCAGCGCCGCCCCGGGCCUCUGGACCGCUCCCUCCCGGUUUCCGGCCCCGGUGCUGCCCUGGGCACUCCCGGCGACGUGGCUGCCAGCCUACCUGAGCCCUCCUGUGUCUGGGCUCCGCGUGGCCCACUUCUGCGGCCUCCAGCGCUUCGGCGUCCCAGGUGUGGAGCUGGCUCACCACUCAGGCCUCUGGGGUCCCCUGGACUGGGCUCCAGCCAAGGACCUUCAGGAUACUGAGAGACCCCAAAAGAGGGUUCGAACUAUGUUUAAUUUGGAGCAGCUAGAAGAGUUGGAGAAAGCGUUUGCACAACAGCACAAUCUAGUGGGGAAAAAGAGAGCCCAGCUGGCAGCACAGCUCAACCUGACAGAGAACCAGGUGAGGGUCUGGUUCCAAAACCGCAGGGUCAAGUAUCAGAAGCAGCAAAGGCUGAAACUGCCAGCCACGUCUGCCAUGGCUGCCUCUCUGGACGAGCCCUCCAGCAGCUCUGAUACCAGCAUCCAGAGAGAAGAUGCUGAUUCGGGAGUGGACAGCUGAGGACUGGGACAGAGGUUCAACCCAGGCUCUCUGGGCUGUUUUUUCUGCGACACCCAGUGGACUCUCCUGGCCCAUAUUUUGAUGAAGAGUCUCAUUAGGGUCAAAGGGCACUAGGGGAAUCUGUACUAUCAAUCAGUGGCCUCCUUUA
Molecule: messenger RNA, 1013 nt
Organism: Manis javanica (Malayan pangolin)
Lineage: Eukaryota; Metazoa; Chordata; Mammalia; Pholidota; Manidae
Gene: NOTO
Product: notochord homeobox
Biological process (GO): central nervous system development; brain development; regulation of transcription by RNA polymerase II
Cellular component (GO): nucleus
Molecular function (GO): DNA-binding transcription factor activity, RNA polymerase II-specific; RNA polymerase II cis-regulatory region sequence-specific DNA binding
Source: RefSeq, a predicted model, not a curated record